AUGUUUUUCAAACAACAGCGAUUCGAAGGAAUCAAGAGGAAUUAUAGCCAAGAAGAUGUAGAGAAGCUGAGAGGUUCGCUGAAAAUCGAGUACACUCUGGCGAGGCGAGGUUCGAAAAAACUUUGGGACUACUUGACUCGUGGAGGAGACUCGUACAUCAAAGCUUUGGGAGCGCUUACCGGUAAGGCGGAUUGCGACAAAUUUAAAGGAGCUGUGUCCCGAAAUUCAGCCAAAUUAGGAAAUUACAAAAUGCCCGUUAAAUUAAGAGAACCAUAAAAAUAACCGCGCUUAAAACUUUAAAAGAAGUUUGAAAUAACAUGACAGAAACAACAGAUGCCACGGAUGGGCAAAACUGAAGAAGACUGAAACGGAUUGAAAUUAGGGUUUUUGAAAACUGUUUAGCCUAACGGUUUUUCAAAGUUGAUCCCUGCUGCUUGCAACCUCAAAAAUAAUGCUAAGGAGACAUAUUUGUUUAUCUCGAUCUCUGAUUUUGUUAUUUACAUGUAAUUUUCUUUGCUUACUUUAAGUUCCAUAGCGAUUGAGGGUGAGUAAUUGACAAAAUUAAACAAAAUGAACUGGACUGCCGUGACACAGUGAUUUACAGUGAGCACGGAUCCAGAAGUAAAUUAGUCUCCUUCGCAGCCGAUUUUAGGCUCGUCACGCGAAGCCUAAAAACGGCUUCGAAGGAGACUAGAAGUAAUUAACAUAUCUUGACAUGCAAACACAAAACGUACAAACGUGCUUACAAUUUCCACUUAUUUUUCAAACGCAAUGCUUGUUAUUGCAAAAAACCUCAGUCCAAGGGUUGUACAGACAAAAUUUUCUAAAUAAGCAUAAAAUCUUAACAGACAGUCAAAACAGAUUCAGGAAAAAAGGGAUGCAUCAGUUGAGACGACUGAUGCGGUUCUAAAUCUCAAAGAAAGGUGUCACAUUGGGAUGCAGGACUAGUACAACAUCACAGUAGGUUUUUGGCACGAGAGAUUUCAUAAUACCAUGUGUCUAGUACCUAGCUAGGAUAUAGUAGUUUCACGAUAGACAGGAAUACCACGACUGUACAUGUGGGUUACAGACCGGUACAGUUCUAGUUUAGUCACAUUUUCACUUGGCACCGCAGUAGCAACAUUCACUUUUAUUGCACUAGCAAUCAUUUCCCUCCCUCCCUUCCUUUAGGGUUUUGUUUUGUUCUAUUCAUGGACAGUGUGAUCACUUUUAUUAUUCGAUUGAGGUUGUUUUAAUUUUUUUUUAGUUUGGUCUUUCUUAUUUGUUGGAGUACUUUAUUUGUAUACUGGAUAUUACCUUCUAGUUAUUUGCCAUGGAUUGUAUCAGUUGUUAUGAUUAAUAAAGGCUGUCGUGUAUCCCAAACAAUGCCUGGAUUUCUGAGUUUUGUUGAUUUAGACGUUCAACAAAAUUUUGCAAUUCUUGAGCUUGUUUCAAAGAUAUCUAAGGCCGUGGACAACAGUGAAUAUACAAUGGGGCUUUUCCCAGAUCUCUCCAAGGCAUAUUUGACACAGUAGAUCACAAUACACUGCUAUAUAAGCUAGAGUAUUAUGGAUUUAGAGGAAAAGCCCUAGACUGGUUUAGAAACUACUUACCAGGAAGGAAACAAAUUGUUAAAUUCAAAUUAACCAGUUCAGAUUACUUAACAAUUAAGUGUGGUGUGCCACAAGGCUCUGUUCUAGGACCGCUCUUGUUUUUAAUAUAUGUCGAUAUAUGUAAAGGCUCUGAGAUAUUAUCCUUUAUUUUAUUUACUGAUGAUACAAAUCUGUUUUCAAGCCAUCAGAUUUAAAAACUCUCAACAAUACCAUCAAUAAAGAAUUAGAGAAGGUUACAUUGUGGCUAGCAGCAAACAAAUUAUCAUUAAAUGUUGGAAAAACUAAUUUUAUGAUCUUUAAAAGCAAAAAUAAAACGUUCAACAUAAAAUAACUGUAAAUAUUGCAGACCAAAAUAGAAAACAAGUUGAUCACAAAAAAUUCUUCGGAGUAUGCCUAGAUGAAAAAUUGUGUUGGAAAUUUCGUAUCAAUCAUAUCUUUCAAUGAAGGUAUCAAAAACAGCAGGGAUAAUAGCAAAAGCAAGAUAUUAUUUAGAGCAUAAAAAUUUAAAGGAAUUAUAAAAUACCAUGGUUCAUCCAUACCUGACCUAUUAUAACAUCAACUGGGCAAGCACAUAUAUCCAACUAGGCUAAGAUCUAUUUAUAUAGCACAAAAGAAAUUAAUAAGACUCAUGACUUUUUCAAGUUUUCGAGAAAAUUCUCAGCCUUUGUUCAAGAUAUUAAUAAUAAUGAAUAUAUAUGAAAUAUAUCUAUACCUUAUUGCAAACUUCAUAAAUUAAGGCAAACUUCCUGAAACUUUUAAUGACUACUUCAUAAUAAAUGAUACUUAGUAUACACUCCUAUAAUACUAGGUCAGUUUCAAAACUACACAUUGAUUUUAAAAGAACAAAUUAUGGAAAAUUUUCCCUUCAGUAUAGAGGAGCAAUAAUAUGGAAUAGUUUACCAAAUGAUUUGAAGGAAUUAAAAUCAAGCAACGCAUUUAAGAAAGUAUUACAUAGACAUGUACAAUCAGCGAAAAAUACUUGAUACUCAUUAUGCCACCUCUUUUUCAACAAUGUAAAGAAAUCAUUGGGGAACCUUAAAAAAGCUCAUCAGGGCUUGCUGUGUUUCCCUUUGCCUUAACUAUGAUGAAUAUGAAGGUUGGCAAUAAAACAUUACUCGAUCGUUAAACGCGCCUAUGAUCAGUGCAUAGUGCAUGUAACUUAAUUUGUUUCUUACGUAUUUUCAAGCAAGACUCCUCUUUAGAUCGUAGAUACUGUAUUAUUUUUUCUAUAGGACCUAUAGCCCGGCAGCCAGUUACGAUACAUUUCGGGUACCGGUAAUGUAAAAUUUCUGGACACGUUUCAAACAGGAGGGGAAAAUGACAUAGCUAAAGUAAACAGGAAGUGAUAGCCAGUCCAAUUUAUGUAUUCAUUUUUUGUCCUGCUUAGUUUUCAGUAAUACCGAAAUAAACAAAAUUGUGAUUUCAGGCGGCCAGGCAGUGCAGAUGGCUAAAGCAGGCCUAAAAGCUAUAUACCUUAGUGGCUGGCAAGUUUCUGCUGAUUACAAUUUAGCUGCUCAGACCUAUCCCGACCUUGGCUUGUAUCCUGUUAAUUCAGCCCCGAGACUGGAGGAAGCCAUUAAUAAUGCUUUUAUCAGAGCUGACCAGAUUGCACACAUGGAAGGAACAGAGAGUCACAUUGACUACUUUUUGCCUAUUGUUGCUGAUUGCGAAGCUGGAUUUGGUGGGCCACUGAAUGCAUUUGAAAUAACGAAGUCUAUGGUAAUGGCAAGGUUUUUACUUAAGAUUCAUUCCGCGCUGCAAUUGGUCUGAAAUGUCAUCCGUUUCCAUCUCCUAACCCGAGCCGGCAGAGACCAGUCAGUCAAUCAGCACAAUUUUAUCAUGUGCACCACUAUAUAUUGUUAUUUCAAAUCACAGUAACUGUAUUACUUGCAACUGAAGAUGAUCGUAGAUCGAUCGAAACAUGUCUCGCUUUAAAUUCAAAGUUGUGUUUUGAUUAUGUUUUCAGGAUUUUUUCAUUUUUCAACAGAUUGCUGCAGGAGCUUCAGCAGUUCACUUUGAAGACCAACUGGCUUCAGAAAAGAAGUGUAGUCACAUGGGUGGAAAGGUUCUGGUUCCGACUCAACAGUUCAUUAAGGUCCUUAAUGCCGCAAGACUGGCUGGUGAUGUUUUGGACAUUCCAAUAGUUAUUGUAGGACGCACAGAUGCUUACGCUGCGGCUCUUGUGACAUCCGAUAUAGACCCUUAUGACCGACCAUUCCUGACAGGGGAGAGAACUCCUGAAGGUUUCUUUUGUGCUAAGGCAGGGUUUGAUCAAGCCAUUGCUCGUGCCAUUGCCUAUGCGCCGUACUGUGAUGUGUUGUGGUGUGAAACAAAAAAGCCGAACUUAGAAGAAGCUCGCAGAUUUGCUGAAGCCAUCCAUGCUCGCUACCCUGGUAAAAUUCUGGCCUACAACUGCUCUCCCUCAUUCAACUGGAAAGCAAAUCUAAGCGAUGCUGAGAUUGCUGUUUUUCAAGAAGAAAUAGGAAAACUGGGUUAUCGAUUUCAGUUUGUCACUCUAGCUGGCUUUCACUCGUUAAACCAUGCCAUGUUCAAGCUUGCACGUGACUAUAGGGACAAUGGCAUGGCUGCCUACACUAAGAUCCAAGAAGAUGAGUUUGAGGAAGCUAAAAAUGGCUUCACUGCUCACAGACAUCAAAGAGAGGUGGGAACUGGCUACUUUGACCGUGUUUCUUUGGCAAUCAAUGGAGGAACAAGCUCAAUUACAGCAAUGAAGGGGUCUACUGAAGAAGAGCAAUUUACACAAAAACCUUCCUCUGCGAUGUAA
Messenger RNA from Porites evermanni, 4377 nucleotides. The record is from the annotation of a GenBank genome assembly. NCBI's taxonomy places the organism in Eukaryota, Metazoa, Cnidaria, Anthozoa, Scleractinia, Poritidae.